Molecule: messenger RNA, 1269 nt
Organism: Eruca vesicaria subsp. sativa (arugula)
Lineage: Eukaryota; Viridiplantae; Streptophyta; Magnoliopsida; Brassicales; Brassicaceae
Source: the annotation of a GenBank genome assembly
AUGACAGAAUCUAAGGAUUUGAUUCGAUGCGAGUCUGAUAUUAGCGCCCAAGUUACGCCUACUAUUGCAAUCGACUCACAAGAAUGCAGAAGAAUUAGUGGUCCUACGAGGAGAUCAACUAAAGGAGGAUGGACCCCAGAGCAGGACAAACUCUUGAUGAAUGGUGUGCAGAGGUACAAAGGAAAGAAUUGGAAAAAGAUUGCUGAGUGUGUUCCUGGGAGAAAAGACAAGAGGAAGACUGAUGUCCAGUGUCAACACCGUUGGCUAAAAGUUCUUAAUCCUAACCUCAACAAAGGACCUUGGAGAAAAGAGGAAGAUGAUCUCUUGAGUGAAUUGGCUAAUGUCUUUAUUGAGAAUGAUAAGCCUAAAUGGUCCAAAAUCUCCAAACAACUCCCUGGUCGCAUUGGCAAGCAAUGUCGUGAAAGAUGGCAUAAUCAUCUAAAUCCGACUAUCAAAAAAACUCCGUGGACUAGAGAAGAGGAACUGAUUCUCAUUCAGGCACAGAGGGAUCAAGGCAAUAAGUGGGCCGAGAUUGCCAAGCUCUUGCCUGGAAGGACGGAAAAUAAUAUCAAGAACCACUGGAAUUGCUCACUUAAGAGGAGAGGGGAACACCUUGUUAGUAGCACCUUGUCUGGUUGUGGUUCAACGUCAAGCUCUGUCAAUCAAAGCAAUAUGAUGCCUGUAAGAUCCAAACCAUUUCAAAUAAAGGAAUCUGGCAAGAGUCCUCAAAGGGACUCACUGGAAUUAACUCUAGGGCCCCCCAUGAACUGGAGGAACACGUCUUCAUCCACAAACUCUGUUAAAGUGGAUGAAGAAUCAAUAAUCUCAUCAUCAGUAGAAUCUGAUUGGUUAAGACACAAUAGCAAGGUUGAAAUAUCUCAGUGGACACCUUCAGAUGAUCAUCACCACAAGACAACUCCACAAUUAACAACUCCGCCUUGUGUAAAAUUAGUUCCAGUGAGUCCGGAAACUCCACAGAGCAGCAGCGAUGGAAAAGAAGUGAGGGAGAUCAUAGGGAGAUGGAAAAUGGCUGCGAGUACUUUCGAGAACACACCUUCCAUAAUCUCCAGAAGAAGAUCAUCAUCCUCAUGGCGUAAACAAGAAAACGAAUCAUCAUUUCAAACAGGUGCUCGAACUUACCAGUCAAGUGAGGAAGAACAUUCAGUUUCAAAUUCUUCUUCUACUUUCAGCUCCUUACUCAUGAAACACAGCAACACUUGUUCAGGUUCAAAACCCUUAGAGAGGCGCUUGGAGUUUGAUUUUAUUUGA